ACAUGGGGCUGAUUUGUUUAAUGCACAUGCUAUUUUAAAAAACUAUGGAUGGAGCUGUCUGUAUGACAGAACUAAAACGUUAUUUAUGGUUCCAUUCACUUCAUCUUAUCUCCACAUCACACUUGCAAUGCUCACACCUUAAUUUGGAUUUUGGACAACCCAUAAUAUUAUUUAUUAUGUAGAGAAAAAAAAAACCCCUAAUAUAACAUCAUCCUUAUAUGUUUGUACAAGAAGUUUAUUUAUCAUUUUCUAAUUUGGCUAGAUCGUUGUAGAGUUUUGUAAGGGAUAACAUCACACCUUUAUCUUCCCUUCUUCAUCUGAAUUUUUUUUUUUCCAGGUAAUUACUUAAUCUAAAUUUCUAUAUACAAAUUUCUCUUAUUUUAAGCAUCAUAUAUUGUCUCACAUAUAACGUUAAUUUCAACGUCCGACGACUCACUCAUUUUAGGAUACUCGGGUUUUGUCAACCUGCCUUAUAACAUCUAAGCAGUUCCACGCCUCUCUAACUUGUCAUGGUGUCUUGCUCAUUUAUGAUUUUUGCAUUAAUCAUUGGAUUGUAACCAGUCUUAUGCCACAUUAACCAUUUUAGAGGGGUCUUAUUGCUUGAGACGUCUUUACUUAUUCAAGAUCUUUCACUUUCUUUUAAUUAGGAUGUAAACUUGACAAGUCGAAUAUUGCAUGAGUCGUCAUCAUUGAUUUGUUCAAUCUUCAACAUUAUUUCCAAGCUUGAUGAUUAGUAUAGCCCAUCGAUCGUAACUGAUUAGAAGUAUCAUGCUAUACAACAUUCGAUUGACCCGUUAAUUAAUCCAAAUAUAUAAAUCAUAAUAAUUUACGAUCAUGCUAUGUGAUAGAUUAAAUAGAUUAAAUGAUCUAAAUCAAUUGUGGUAAGCUUUUUAGUUGCUCAAUACUGAUACAUAAACCUUGACAAGCAGUUGCUCUAGAUAAGAUUGAUGGAGCAUAAUGAGAUGUUCGUUGCAGUGCUUUUCAUCUAGAUAUUCAAACUGCUUUUGUCAUACUACUAAUAUUUUAGAUUCAAUUUCUACUUGAGUGGUCGACAUAAAUAUCCACCUCGUAACUAAGAAAAUCAUGUCAUUAUUUUCAUUCAGUUCCGUAAGUUUUAAUGGUUUUUCUCUGUGUUCUAAGUUAUAUAUAAAAACUCCCUCAAAAAGGAAAAGAAGAAGAAGCUAUAUAUGGAAGAAAAAAAGCCAAAUAUUGAAAUUCGAAUUCAAUACUUGUUGUGAUGAUGUGGAAGUUUUUAAUUGCAAUUGGACUGUGGACUGAAAACCAAAACAUUCAUCCCCCGUAGUUUACUCUCUUUAAGUAACAAAUUAAAUUGAUUUAUUUAUUUACAUUCCAGCAGUAAGGCAUUAACUCGUUGAAUAAACAAGAGAAAUUAAUUAAUUUGAGGCUAAUUCGUAAUUUGAUAUUGUACAUGCGGGUACACCGUAAAAGGAUGCAGACAUUCCCAAUAACUAAUCCCCACCCUCGAUCUUCAUCUUAACAGUGGCUGGUAUUCGUAAAUCGUCCCUAUAAAUCCGCGGAUGACAAAGAAAGAAGACGAGACAUUGAAGCCCUUUUCCGAGCUUUCUCGUGAAGCUCUUCCCUUUCAAUAUCCAGAAAAUUGGGCUCUCUCGUUUUCGUUGAAUCUCAACCCAAGACUGGCUUCCAGUUCUUUUUAAGCUUCAACCUACGGCUGACCGAGAAUAAAUUGUCUGCGCCGGCUCCGACUCGUAAGUGUAACACACUGAGAAUCUUGAAUUUUGUUCCCUGUUUUGAAUAAAUCUCUGUUUGGUCGCCGGGAAAUUUUGCCGGAAAAGGGCGUAACGUUGGGUGUUUCCCGGCGAUGGGUUUCUGCCUUUUCACUGAAUGUAUUGGGUCAGAAUUUUAACCUUUUUCUUAGUUUCCACUGCAGUGGGUAAGUACUCUUUUCUUCUGUGCCCAGAGCCAGAGAACAAAAAGAGUAAGUGUGUCAGUGUGAAAGUUUCGGUGACUUGCUUUCUUGAAUAAUUCAAAAAGAGAAUCCCUAUAAAGCUCUGUUUUUUCCUCCUUUUUUUUGAGGAAUCCCCUUAAAGCUCUGAGCCUACCAGAGCUCCUCCAUUCCCGUCUCUGUUUUUAGCCUCUUCCCAAUUUCUGUCUUAUCGGUAUCUUCCACAAAUUUAGAGGAGGCAAUAUUAUCAUGUCAUUAAUCGAAGACUUACCAUCUCGACUCUCGAUUCUCUUCCAAGAUUUUUGAACUCGAGUUGAAUUUCCAUUUUUAAGCCAUUCCCAGCCCUCGAAACCCGCACUUUUUAAAGCACUUUCCGGUAGAUUUUCCUCCUCUUUCCCGGUUUCUCCCUUUUGUCACUUACCUUACCCAAGAAUGUGUUUCCCCGAACCUCGACCAUCUAAUUUCUCGUCGGAAAGAUCGAAUCUUUGCGUUGUAGGUCAUUGAAAUCUUCGCGAAUCGUCAACCGGGUUUUUCUUUCCUUUACGUCCUCUUCCCUUUUCGAUUUGCAGGGAUUCCUCUAUAAAAAUACAGAGAGGGAGGAAGAGAGAGAAACAGGGAGAAGGAAAAGAUGAAGAAUUCUGUGUCCGAUCAAAGCUUUUACAUUGACAGCGAUGACGAAGACGACAAGGACUACAGCAGAGAUGGUGAAGGUGAAGAAGAGGACGCAGGAAACCCCUCGGAUUCCGACGAGUCCCUGGCUGAUAACCAGCGGCAGCAGAGCAAAACCGGUUCUUACAUUACUACAUGGCCUCAGAGUUACAGGCAAUCAAUCGACCUGUACAGCAGCGUGCCAUCUCCAGGAAUCAAUUUCCUAAAUACGCCAUCUCUAACAAGGCUAGGCAGCUCGUUUAUGCAAUCUUCACUGAUAAGAAGGCACACCCCUGAAUCAUUCCCCACCCCGGCGCCGGCGGUGACCGCGCCUCUCUUGGUGAAAGAAGAUGAGCCGAAGAGGAAGAGCUCGCACGCGCUACUUCCGCCGCCGAUCCCGCGGCGAAGAUCCUCCAUAAGAAAAGACGACGAGAAACCUUCUUCCAUGAUUGCUCAUGGCCACGAACUCCCCAUCUCUCACCAAAGCUCCUUUGGUCAAGCCGUGCUUAAUGGGCUGAACGUGCUGUGUGGGGUUGGGUUACUGUCGACGCCAUAUGCAGCCAAGGAAGGAGGGUGGGUGGGGCUUUCCAUUCUCAUCAUAUUCGGCCUCCUCUCUUUCUACACUGGGAUCCUCUUGCGCCACUGCCUCGACAGUGAGCCUGGUCUCGAGACUUACCCUGAUAUCGGACAUGCUGCUUUCGGCACCCCUGGCCGUAUCGCCAUCUCCAUCAUACUGUACGUGGAGCUAUAUGCUUGUUGUGUGGAGUAUAUCAUAUUAGAGAGCGACAACUUGUCCUCGCUGUUCCCAAAUGCACACCUGAGCUUGCUUGGGAUGGACUUGGAUGCACACCACCUGUUUGCUUUAUUGACAGCCCUUGCUGUCCUCCCCACCGUCUGGCUCAGAGACCUCCGGGUUCUCAGCUACAUCUCUGCUGGUGGAGUUAUUGCAUCAGUUCUGGUGGUUCUGUGCCUGUUCUGGGUUGGUCUAGUUGAUCAAGUCAGCGUCCACAGCAAAGGCUCGGUUAUCAACUUGGGGACUCUCCCUGUGGCUCUUGGUCUCUAUGGCUAUUGUUACUCAGGACAUGCCGUCUUCCCAAACAUCUACACUUCCAUGGCAAAGCCACACCAAUACCCUAUAGUUCUCUUGGUCUGCUUCGUGAUAUGCUCAAUGCUGUACAUGGGAGUUGCAGUGAUGGGAUACACGAUGUUUGGACAGGCAACAGCGUCUCAGUUCACUCUCAACUUGCCCAAGGAUCUCGUUGCCUCGAAGAUAGCGUUGUGGACAACCGUCGUCAACCCUUUCACCAAGUAUGCACUGACGAUGAUGCCGGUGGCGUUGUGCCUGGAGGAGCUGCUGCCAUCAAACUUGAACAAGUCGUAUAUGUAUGGGAUGGGGAUUAGGACAUUGCUGGUCCUGUCGACGUUGUUCGUUGGCCUCUCUGUCCCCUUCUUCGGACUGGUGAUGUCGCUAAUCGGAUCUUUGCUCACCAUGUUUGUGACUCUGAUACUUCCUUGUGCUUGCUUCUUGAGCAUCUUGAGGAACAAAGUGACUCCGGUCCAGGUUGCUCUGUGUGGUUUGGUAAUUACAGUUGGGUUAGUGGCAUCAGCUUUUGGGACGUACUCUGCCUUGUCCAGUAUCGUUGCCAAUUUGAGCGGCUAGAGAUUUAUCCAUUUCUACAUUUUUACCAGAGGAGGUUUAGGUUCGUUUGUGAGGAGAAGAGUUUGUUUUUAUUUAUUUAGUUUGGCCAAUUUUGAGUUUGUAAGACCAUAUAGCAUUCCCAUUGAAUUCUGUACUGCAAUUGCAAUUUUGGUGCCAUUUUUCAUUCUUUGUUUGCCUUAUACAUACUUCUGAGAUAGAACUACACGUUCAGGUUUUGUAGUUAGUAUAUAGGAUAGUACAAGUACAAUAAGUCAUUGAGUUUAAAUCCCAUGAUAUGACUAAGUAAAUCAUCAUCGAUUAUAUCAUUACGAUGAAUUAUUAUCGAUCAUGUCUUAGUAGGGUGCUAAUAAGUGUUUAUAUAAUUAACAAAUUAUUGUUAGCAAGCAAUUAGAUAAUUUUAUAAGGUCAAUUCAAUCAUGACAAUUAUAAUAGUCUAAACUCAAUUGUAAGGGUUGGAUUUUUAGAUCCAAUAUGACCAAAGCAUCCCAUCUACCUUGUCAUGCCCUAAAUUAAUAAAUAGGGUCAAUUUUAAAUGAAUUCACAUUAUUAGUUUAAAAAUCAAAUGAGAGAUAAGAAGUUUAUUGGAAUGCUGCGUGUGGGUUGAGUAAUGUUGAAGGUGAUACCAAAAUAAUUUCGAAUGAUAAGCAAAGAUGCUAGAACCAGGUUCAACAACGUUGAGGCGAAUACUUACUAUCUUUAGUUCUUCACAACUAGUCAAAGACCUAGAACAACCAAUAAGUCCAUAGCACCGAUGAUGAGAAGUCUAUUGUAAAGAUCAAGUUUGGCUCGAGCAAUUAUGCUCAUGUUGAAAGUGCUAACGGAUGACAAACUAUGGGAGAACAGUAUGAGAUUUGUUUUCAUAUUAUCUUAGCCGAAUUUAUUAGCAUCAAAGUUUAUUGGACUAAAUGAUUAUAUUUGUCAUUAUGUAAAAAUGACUAUAUUUAUCAUUAACAUCAAACUUUUGACUAUACAAAUGUGUUUUUUAAAUAUGACGUGAUUAAUAGGUGACAUGAACUGAUAUCCACAUAAGCUUGUCGUUAAUUUUCUAACGGCAUCUCUAAUAUUGUUUUUUUAAUGAAAAUGCCUAUAUCUGUUACACAAACCUUUAAAUCUAGCUAUAUUUGUCAUUAACUAAAAAAGUAGUCUCUAAGAUUACUAAAUCGUGUCAUGUUUAGUCAUUAGAAAAAAAUUAAUAUCAAUUUUGGUAACUCAAAUUACAGUAACAUGUUGAUAGGGCAAAAGCGUAUAUGCCAAUUUCCUAUCUCGUAGUAAACCGGAAAGUCCGGGUAUCGUCUCUCAGGGACUGGUACAACCUUAUAUUCUAUCAAUUCUAUGGAGCAAACUAUAGGUGAAAAUGGUUUAAUGAGACUAAUUAUCUAAAAGCAAAAUUAACUAAUUAAACAAAGUAAAUUGGUCGGGAGAAAUUCAAUGGAGAAAGCUCUGGGAGAAACACCGGGAUUCACUACCUAUCCUAUCCAGAUUAAUUCACAUAUUCCAAUCAGUUUAAUCCAUAUCUCUACAGCCAGGAUAUCACGAAUGUGCUAGCUAUCCCUGUCGGGAAUUACUACGUACUAAAUAAUCAAUUCAAAUCCUACUGUCGUAGCUCAAUGAAUUAACUAUAUAGUCUGAAGAUCGAUAUCCUAUUUAAGACCGCAUAGCACCUUAUUUAAUCCACUGUCGCUUCGAUAAGUUACUAUGUCACAUGAAAUAGGUUCAAUUAAUAGGGUUUCACUGUCGCUAAUAACCUAAUCAACUACAAAUCAAUGUAUUGGUGGCCAGUCAACACAAAGCAUUAAGCAAUUUCAUGCAAUAGAGAUUGGACGAAAAGAAUCAUAAAUCAAUCCAUCAAAUCAACAAAUAGAUACAUCCUAUGGUGUUUCCCCCAGAAACCGGGGUUUAGUUCAUGACGAAAUUAAGAUAAAUCGAUAGG
Linum trigynum is the source of this 6162-nucleotide messenger RNA. Lineage: Eukaryota; Viridiplantae; Streptophyta; Magnoliopsida; Malpighiales; Linaceae. The record is from the annotation of a GenBank genome assembly.